AUUGUUUCUGCAGCGAGAUACGUCGGAGUCCUGUUCUUGGUCUCCUCAGUCAACCCUAUGAUUUCCCAGCAAGGGGAGGGGAGAAAGGUAUAAGAAUGACUUGGAAUCCACUUGAACUCACCUCCUCCUCAUCAGCAAGCAUCCUCAUCUUCAAAGCUCAAUCUCCGUGAUCUUCACUCUUCUCUCGGUCCAAGUUCGACCACCAAUCCUCACAUCAUCAUAAUGAGAACCUCUACUCUUCUGACCGCUGGCUUGUUGGCCACCGCUGCCUUGGCCGCUCCCCUCACCGAGAAGCGCCAGGCUGAGAAGGCCGCUCGUGCCGCCAGACGAGGUGCCACGAACCGCAAGAGCAACCCCCCUCUCAAGCCAGGCACCAGCGAGGCUAUCAACCUGACCGGCGAGAAGAACGCUCAGUACUCAUCGAACUGGGCUGGUGCCGUCCUUAUCGGCACCGGCUACACCGCCGUCACCGCCGAGUUCACCAUCCCGACCCCCUCCGUCCCCUCUGGAGGCUCCAGCCGCGAGCAGUACUGUGCUUCCGCCUGGGUUGGUAUUGACGGCGACACCUGUGGCACCGCCAUCCUGCAGACUGGUCUCGACUUCUGUGUCGAGGGCAGCUCCGUCAGCUAUGACGCCUGGUACGAGUGGUACCCCGACUAUGCCUACGACUUCAGCGGCAUCAGCUUCUCUGCCGGCGACGUCGUCAAGGUUACGGUUGAUGCCAGCAGCAAAACGGCCGGUACGGCCACCGUCGAGAACGUCACCAAGGGCAAGACCGUCACCCACACCUUCAGCGGUGGUGUCGACGGCGACCUCUGCGAGUACAACGCCGAGUGGAUCGUCGAGGACUUCGAGCAGAACUCCUCCCUCGUUCCCUUCGCCAACUUCGGCACUGUCACCUUUUCCAACGCGUAUGCCACCAAGAGCGGCUCCACCGUGGGCCCCUCCGGCGCCACCAUUAUCGAUAUCGAGCAGAACAACAAUGUUCUCACCUCUGUCUCCACUUCCAGCAGCGAGGUCGUCGUCAGCUACGUUUAG
Aspergillus homomorphus CBS 101889 is the source of this 1038-nucleotide messenger RNA. Its product is annotated as A4/G1 family peptidase. Bases 223 to 1038 code for a protein of 271 amino acids. Lineage: Eukaryota; Fungi; Ascomycota; Eurotiomycetes; Eurotiales; Aspergillaceae. The record is from RefSeq and is a predicted model, not a curated record. Gene Ontology annotation, molecular function: glutamic-type endopeptidase activity. Gene Ontology annotation, biological process: proteolysis. The transcript has 2 exons.